CCCUAAAAAACUGACCCAUCAAAUUAUGAGCAUGAUGGUGCACCCGUUCAAGCAUAAGCCGGCCGGCCGGCUUGGUAUGGUAUGAUAUGGGUGUGGAAAUUAACACAUUGCAUAAAUAAACAUGCCAUAAACGCGCUGACGACUCUUUACUAAAAAUAAUAAUUUGCUUGUGGAGGAAAAGGAUAGAAAGCGAACUGCUAACCGUAGAAAAAACUAAUAAGUCGUCGUCGGUUUGAUAAGCAUUGUUGUGAUUAGUAUAUAUUAAAUUAAAUAGCACACAUUUUGAUUAAGGGUUUUAUGUCACUGCUAUAUAUACGUCAUCUGCAGACUUGGCCGGCGGGGCCUUUAUAAACAUCUCCAACUCCCAAAGUCUCGUUAUUAUUAUUAUUAUCUCUCACUUCAAUUCACUGCUCUUAAAUGGAAACUUUCAGCAAGUCAUCGGCAGUUGUGGCGGUGGUGGUGGUAGCGGUGACGGCAUGGCUAUGGCGGAUGAUGAACUGGCUCUGGUUCAAACCCAAGCAGCUGGAGAAUCGCCUGAGAAACCAAGGCUUCGACGGCCGGCCGUAUCGGUUUCCGAAGGGCGAUCUGAAGGAAGCCGUCGAGAUGCUGAAAGAAGCAAAGUCGAGACAGUUGGACGUCUCCAACGAUGCUGCCCUCCGUGUCUUACCCUUCCAUUACCACACCGUCCAGAAAUACGGGAAGAAAUCGUUUACAUGGUUCGGACCAGUGCCAAGAGUGCACAUCAUGAACCCUGAACACAUCAAAGAAGUGUUAGCAAAAGUUUACGAGUACCCAAAGCUGAGGAGCAACCCACUGAGGAGGCUGUUAGUCAGGGGAGUUGCAAGCUACAACGGCGAGAAAUGGACACAUCACAGAAGGAUUCUCAACCCUGCGUUCCAUCAGGAGAAGUUGAAGUUGAUGGUGCCAGCGUUCUAUAGAAGUUGCAAAGAGAUUGUUGAUGAGUGGGAGAAGGUGGUGAAAUCUGAGGGAAUGAUCAGCUCGUGUGAAUUGGAUGUAUGGCCUUAUUUACAGGACAUGACUUGUGAUGUAAUUUCCAGAACAGCAUUUGGAAGCAGUUACAAAGAAGGGGCAAGAAUUUUCGAAUUGUUAAGAGAAAUGGGUACUCUUAUUGUACAGAUUGCCCAACAAAUUUAUAUACCAGGAUGGAGGUUCGUACCAACCAAAGCAAACACUAGGAUGAAACAAGUGCACAAGGAGAUUCAAGAACUAAUGGAGGGGAUCAUCAACAAGAGAGAGAAAGCAAUGAGAAUGGGCAUGGACGUUGUCACCAACAACGACUUGCUCGGUGUUCUGAUGGAAUCAAACAACAAAGAAGGAAAUAUGACAGUAGAGGAAGUGAUUGAGGAAUGUAAGUUGUUUUAUUUGGCUGGGCAAGAGACUACCUCCUCACUACUUGUUUGGACAAUGAUCCUUCUCAGCAAGUACCCAGCGUGGCAAGAAAGUGCAAGACAAGAGGUCUUGCACGUCUUUGGCACAAAACAUGACAUCGACUCCAGCACACUCGACUCGAGCAGUCUCAGCCAGCUUAAGACCAUGACCAUGAUCCUAAACGAGGUUCUCCGACUGUAUCCUCCAGUAACGCAGUUGAUUCGGAUUAUCGAGAGAGAUACGGAGCUCGGCGAUUUCAUUCUGCAUGCAGGAACUCAGGUGGCCCUACCAUCGAUUCUCAUCCACAAGGACCCCGAGAUUUGGGGGAAAGACGCGGGGGAGUUCAAUCCAGAGAGAUUUUCCGAUGGAGUUUCUAAGGCGACGAAGAACCACAAUCAACAGGGUGCAUACUUUUUUCCCUUUGGAGGGGGUCCUCGGAUUUGCAUUGGCCAGAGUUUCGCUCUUAUGGAAGCUAAGAUGGCUUUGGCAAUCAUACUUAAGAGGUUUUCCUUUGAGCUUUCACCGUCAUAUGUCCAUGCUCCUUCCGCAGCCGUUACACUCCGGCCACAAUUCGGUGCUCGACUCAUCCUUCAUAAGCUCUGAACAAAACAAAAUAAACAGUGGAUCAUCCUUUUUGUAUAAUUAGCUUCUUUUGUAUGCAUGUGAGCAAGGAAUUCCCACGUUUUGUUGGUUAUUACAGAACUGGUCACCUUUAAUUUCUACCAGAUUAUAAUGAAAAAAAUGAGAGAUUAAUGAAGCAGAAUUUAAUCUUUUAAAGAUUUUUUUUUCAUAUGAGAGUACUCGAUUGUCUACAUUAUUUGGCUAGAUUACUUAAAGUUAACCCCGACUCAAGAAUAAGGAUUAACAGGGAUUGCUAUUCGUCUCUCUAAAAUAGUUUAUUCGUCGCCCUAAAUCUUAUUGAAUUACACAAAUACCCUUUUUCGUGGGUAUCGAACAGGUUUUCAACCCAUCCCAAACAUUCCGGGAAAAGUUUUCAACCCUUAUCAAUAGUGAUGGUGCAUGCUGGCCCGUCUUUUGAUCCCUUGCAAUUGCUGCUUUUGUUCGGCUCUAGAUGCUGAAAGUAUGGACAUGGAAAUUGAUUUGUCAAACUUGGGAACAACGAAUACAAUGUUGCUGCAUUAUAUAUUCAGCAAGCUUGGCGUUCCUAUCAUUAUUAAGACAACAAUUCAUGCUAAUGUACUAAAAAAAGCUCUGAAUGGGACGAUUACAAUCAGACCCCCUCCAGUUGGCACAUCAGUCAGCGGGAAGCAGUGGCUUCGUCCUCCUCCACCCAACAUCAGCAUCACGACAGCGGCAGAGAGCAGUUCUGGGUUUCGCCAAAGAAUGAGAGGCGGCGGAUUUCGGUUGCCGAGAGAAGGUUCUAGGGUUUAGAUUUGAUUUGGAAUAGGGGCAUAUGUGUCAUUUCAGUGUAGUUUAGGACGAUAAAAUUUAAGUUUUAGGGCGACGAAUAACGAUUCAGUUAACUAUAUGCUAUACACACGCCACACAAACCCUCAUUUUACAAAAUAACCGAAUGGCUAAUUACAGAAUGGAACACCAUCAAUUAUUAAUCAAUACCUAGCUACCCAACUAACACAUGACUGAGCAAUUCCAAAGGUGAAGUGGUGCAUAUAUAGAAAAAAAAAAAAGGUGAAGUGGUGAACAAUAGCUUCCGCUUAGUGUCAUGUAAUUGAUUUGGCUGGACUUCGAUCAAUUACAUCUGUGCAUAAUGAACCGGCCUUGUUGCAUCAAAAACCGCCAAAAUAAGGAAAAUUACAGCCUGCAAGAGAGUUUGUGUUGUAAUUAGAAAAUAAUAAACAAAAACAAAAAAAAGACUUCUACGCAGAAUAUAUAUGACUUGUACAUAGUAACUUUUUUUUUUUUUUUUUUGCAGUAGAAACAAGAGGGAAAAGAAAACAUACAAGAACAACGCAGGCAAUGUAUCCGGGCUUCUCGCGGUUGUCGUACUUGGAACAUAAUAAGAACCCAACUCCAAUAUACCAUGGAAAGACAAAGAAGAAUCCCAAUAUGAACCUUAUAUCACAAAUCACAUUAAAUCAGCAUUAGUUUUACAAAAUUUCUUACAGAAUGACCUUAAUUAUUACAAGCAAAUUUUAUCAUUGUCUCUUUAUUAUCCCAACGUGCAUAAUGAGAAAAAUGUUUUAGGUGGUCAACCAAGUUGUCACCUAUGACGGUCAAGUCAAUAACUUAUCAGCGAAAGGGUUUACCAUGAUCAUAUUAUAUAACUCACUCACCUAGUUAUUUUAUUAUUAAUGAAAUUGUUAUGAGUUG
Linum trigynum is the source of this 3681-nucleotide messenger RNA. The record is from the annotation of a GenBank genome assembly. NCBI's taxonomy places the organism in Eukaryota, Viridiplantae, Streptophyta, Magnoliopsida, Malpighiales, Linaceae.